GAGACGCUUUACGUUAACUCUGUCGCCGUUACUAAGGACAGCUCACCCCUAUUGGCUCGUACGAGUGCCGGAAAGCGUACAAACAAGAACAAGAAACUGACGGGACAUUUUUUUUAAGAUUUAUUUAUAAUUUCUUCUUCAUGUGGAGUUGGAUUUUUUUCUCACUAUGGCUGAGAAGUUUGACAAUCUCGAAGAGCACCUGGAGAAAUUUAUCGAAAAUAUACGACAGCUGGGAAUCAUCGUCAGCGAUUUUCAACCAAGCAGCCAAACAGGACUGAAUCAGAAACUAAAUCUGAUGAUCACAGGACUGCAAGAUAUUGAAAAGUGCCGGCAACAGCUUAACGACAUCCAUGUACCUUUGGAAGCAUUUGAAUACAUCGACCAGGGCCGCAAUCCACAGCUUUACACCAAAGAGUGUCUGGAGCGAGCCUUGGCUAAAAAUGAACAGGUGAAAGGGAAGAUCGAUACCUUGACGAAGUUUAAAAGUCUCCUCAUCGUUGAGCUGGGGAAGGUUUUUCCUGAAGAAAUGGCCAAAUAUAAAGCGAUUCAUGGAGACGACCCUCCUUCAUAGUCACAUAAGGAAUCAGCAAAUCCACUGUACAUAUGUCCAUAUUCACACAUUUUCCACAGUUAAGAACAUCAAUCAUGAUUUACAUUUCUACAGCUUUUUCCAACGUUUGUAUUUGCAUUUGUAUUCCUCAGAGAUAUUGUGUCACUGUAACGGCGCAAUCUGAACUUUUUUUUUGUGUGCGUGUAACGGAUUGUAAUUUACUUUUGCCUUUGUGUUAUGAAAUAAAUAAUUACUGUAUUAUACUAUAAA
Messenger RNA from Tachysurus vachellii, 820 nucleotides. RefSeq names its product mediator complex subunit 10 (gene med10). Lineage: Eukaryota; Metazoa; Chordata; Actinopteri; Siluriformes; Bagridae. The transcript is spliced from 4 exons. The record is from RefSeq and is a predicted model, not a curated record. Gene Ontology annotation, molecular function: transcription coregulator activity. Gene Ontology annotation, cellular component: mediator complex; chromatin. Bases 167 to 571 code for a protein of 134 amino acids. Gene Ontology annotation, biological process: positive regulation of transcription by RNA polymerase II.